Molecule: messenger RNA, 1713 nt
Organism: Saccharomyces eubayanus
Lineage: Eukaryota; Fungi; Ascomycota; Saccharomycetes; Saccharomycetales; Saccharomycetaceae
Gene: HXT1
Product: hexose transporter HXT1
Exons: 1
Coding region: 1-1713 (570 amino acids)
Biological process (GO): transmembrane transport; carbohydrate transport
Cellular component (GO): plasma membrane
Molecular function (GO): carbohydrate:proton symporter activity
Source: RefSeq, a predicted model, not a curated record
AUGAAUUCAACUCCGGAUCUAAUAUCUCCACAAAAAUCCAAUUCAUCCAAUUCAUAUGAGUUGGAAUCUAGUCGUUCGAGAGCAAUGAACACUCCAGAAGGUAAAAAUGAAAGCUUUCACGACAACUUGAGUGAAAGCGAAGCACAACCUGCUGUCCCACCUCCAAACACUGGUAAGGGCGCCUAUGUCACUGUUUCUAUUUGUUGUGUUAUGGUUGCUUUCGGUGGUUUCAUUUUCGGUUGGGAUACUGGUACCAUUUCUGGUUUUGUUGCUCAAACUGAUUUCUUAAGAAGAUUCGGUAUGAAGCAUCACGACGGUUCUCACUACUUGUCUAAGGUUAGAACUGGUUUAAUUGUCUCUAUUUUCAACAUCGGUUGUGCCGUUGGUGGUAUUCUUUUGGCCAGACUGGGUGACAUGUACGGUCGUAGAAUCGGGCUUAUUGUCGUUGUUGUUAUUUAUACUAUUGGUAUCAUUAUUCAAAUUGCCUCCAUUGACAAGUGGUACCAAUAUUUCAUUGGUAGAAUUAUCUCUGGUUUAGGUGUUGGUGGUAUUACCGUUUUGUCACCCAUGUUAAUUUCAGAGGUUGCCCCUAGUGAAAUGAGAGGUACAUUAGUUUCAUGUUACCAAGUUAUGAUUACCUUAGGUAUUUUCCUGGGUUACUGUACUAAUUUCGGUACCAAGAAUUACUCUAACUCUGUGCAAUGGAGAGUCCCCUUGGGGUUGUGUUUCGCCUGGGCUUUGUUUAUGAUCGGUGGUAUGAUGUUUGUUCCAGAAUCUCCACGUUACUUAGUUGAAGUUGGAAAAAUCGACGAAGCCAGAGCUUCUCUUGCCAAGGUUAACAAAUGUCCACCAGACCAUCCAUUUAUCCAACAUGAGCUGGAAUCUAUUGAAGCUAGCGUUGAAGAAAUGAAAUCUGCUGGUACUGCAUCUUGGGGUGAAUUGUUUACUGGUAAACCUGCCAUGCUCCAACGUACUAUGAUGGGUAUUAUGAUUCAAUCUCUACAACAAUUGACUGGUGACAACUACUUCUUCUACUACGGUACUAUUGUUUUCAAGGCUGUCGGUUUACAGGAUUCUUUCGAAACUUCUAUUGUCUUUGGUGUUGUUAAUUUCUUUUCCACCUGUUGUUCCCUAUACACAGUCGACCGUUUUGGCCGUCGUAACUGUUUGAUGUGGGGUGCUGUUGGUAUGGUCUGCUGUUACGUUGUCUACGCUUCUGUCGGUGUCACUAAAUUAUGGCCAGAAGGUCAAAAUGGUCCUUCAUCUAAGGGUGCUGGUAACUGUAUGAUUUGUUUCGCCUGUUUCUAUAUUUUCUGUUUCGCCACCACUUGGGCUCCAAUUGCUUACGUUGUUAUUUCUGAAUGUUUCCCAUUGAGAGUCAAGUCCAAGUGUAUGUCCAUUGCCAGUGCGGCCAACUGGAUCUGGGGUUUCUUGAUUAGUUUCUUUACCCCAUUUAUCACUGGUGCCAUUAACUUCUACUACGGUUACGUUUUCAUGGGCUGUAUGGUUUUCGCAUACUUCUAUGUCUUCUUCUUUGUUCCAGAAACAAAGGGUCUAUCAUUAGAAGAAGUCAAUGACAUGUAUGCCGAAGGUGUUUUGCCAUGGAAGUCUGCUUCCUGGGUGCCUGCCUCUAAGAGAGGUACCGAUUAUAAUGCUAAUGACCUAAUGCACGACGACCAACCAUUUUACAAGAGUAUGUUUAGUAGGAAAUAA